Lotus japonicus is the source of this 1230-nucleotide messenger RNA. RefSeq lists its product as uncharacterized. NCBI's taxonomy places the organism in Eukaryota, Viridiplantae, Streptophyta, Magnoliopsida, Fabales, Fabaceae. The record is from RefSeq and is a predicted model, not a curated record. The coding region runs from base 345 to 1007 and encodes 220 amino acids. Gene Ontology annotation, molecular function: RNA binding. The transcript has 2 exons. Gene Ontology annotation, cellular component: nucleolus.
UUUGAGAACCUUCUCUCAUAGAUUUUCGGUUUAACCGGUUGAACCAAACUCAGUAGCAGUGACCCAUAAACCAUUGUUCUGGCUCGAUAGUAACACUGCUUCAGUGCUGUGCCUCUCUUCCUGAGAGAACCACCGUAGUCCUUAGCUGUUGCUACGUUCCCAUCUUCACCUCGCCAUAGCAGGUAUGCUCCACCGUCUCUCCAUCCUCUCAACGAUUCGUUUGACCCAGUGCUUAGGUUCUGUUCUGGGGUUAAAACUCAAAACAGACUUGCGAAGCAAACUCGCCUCAAAUUCGGUUUCUGAAACCAGAACCAGUUUUUCGGUACUCUUGAAACAGUUGCACAAUGCAGUCAAACGAGGCACCUUCUUCAAUGGAAGUUGAAGCUGUCCCAUCUGAACCCAAGCUUUUACCACCAAAGCCAAAGUUUGAGCCUUUGAAACCUCAUGAGAUGUCUGAUGGUCAGGUUCAGUUCCGCAAGGUGUCUGUUCCGCCGCAUCGUUACACUCCUCUUAAGAAAGCUUGGAUGGAUCUCUACACCCCUGUCUAUGAACAGAUGAAAAUUGACAUCCGUAUGAAUUUGAAGGCUCGGAAAGUUGAGCUGAAGACAAGGCGUGAUACACCUGAUAUCAGUAACCUGCAGAAAUGUGCUGAUUUUGUCCAUGCUUUCAUGCUCGGUUUUGAUGUCAUAGACGCCAUUGCGCUUCUGCGUUUGGAUGAGCUCUAUAUCGAGUCCUUUGAGAUCAAGGAUGUUAAAACACUUCGAGGCGAUCACUUGUCCCGUGCUAUUGGAAGAUUGUCUGGUAAAGGUGGUAAAACGAAGUUCGCAAUUGAGAAUGCGUCCAAGACAAGAAUCGUGAUUGCUGACAGCAAAAUCCACAUUCUGGGAUCUUUUGCUAACAUUAAGAUUGCCAGGGAUUCUCUUUGUAGCCUAAUCCUGGGAUCACCAGCAGGAAAGGUGUACUCCAAACUAAGAGCAGUUACUUCUAGACUCGCAGAAAGAUUUUGAUCUUCUCCCCAAUCAUGGCACUUUAAGAACUUUUUUCUGGUUCCAUAGACUUUUAUAAUUUUUCUUUGAUAUCAAGCAUGAUUAGGAUGAGUUAUUGUAAGGAAGUUGCUUCAUUUCAUUCAAUUCAGCUUAUGUUAAGUUCAGAUCAAAAUUUUGAAUGUAACAGCAUCGCUGUGAAGUUUUGCCUAUGAAUACAUUAUUCUAAAGUGAAGUUAUUUGUGGA